GCCGGCACCACGCACUGGCCGCUCACAAACGCGCAAAACGAAAAAGAUCGAACUGUCAAAUCGUAAACACCAAAACUCCAUGCAAUAAAAAAGUAAAAAGAAGCAUAGACAACGUUAACUUUUAAUUUACCCCCGAAUAAAAGUGACAGAAGAAAUAUCGUUCGGAAUUUAUCUCGUUGCGGUAAGGAACCAAUUUGCACGUUUGUGGCUCUGACAAGGGUUGAUGAUGUUGUUUACAAAACGAAACUAGUUUGUGUCAAACAGACCUUUAUGAUGACGUGAAAACAAUUCGCUCUUAUUGGCUGCUCCCAGUGGGAGCGCGGAGGUGGCCGGGCCCGACGCGACGCUUGCCAAAAGAGUCCUGAAUAAUUCAGGGGGAUAUUUAAUCGUUUCGGCGAAGCUGAAACUGUGCGUGCAGUCCCGGGCGUAAUGACCGAAAGAUUGCGGGAAUUUAUCUAGUUCCCGAACUAUUUGAGUGGAAUACGAGUGGGUGUAUUACCAUUGUGCGGUCGCCGCAACUCUCUUUAUGGUCGCGGGGGUUUAGUUACAUUGACAUGUUUGUUAGAUUAUCAGGCGAAAGUGUUGUAAAAUUGUGAUUUUCCAGAAAAACUCUUGUUGUAAACUAAAACUUUUACUUUAAAUAAUAUAUAGAACGAAUAUCGAACGUACUGUUUCAUAAACGCUGACGUACAAUGACUGUAAAUGGUACCAUUUCGCUUUUCACAGUUAAAAAUAGACAGAACACGGUCUAGUCGAAAUUAAAAGAAGCAAAAUCGGUUGAAAGCGCUUCGAAGCCAAAUCUGAAUGAUGGAGUUAAAAGGAGCUAUUAAAAUCCUUGACAAUCGCAGACUGAGCGGCCGAUAUAGAAAGAUAAAGGAGUGAGAGAAGAGAUAAUUGGAUGGGACAAAUGAAUUAGUGUGAUAAGGACGGAGUGAGUAUGAGUGCAGUGGUGUGGCGGCUGGUGCUGGUGGCUCUGUCGGCCGGGCUGGUCUCCGGCACGGGAGAGUGGACCGAGGAUGCUGAAGACCUGGUGUCGACGGUGGACGUGGACGCGGUGCUGGGCCGCACGGCGGCGCUGCCGUGUGACGUCACGCCAGACACCAAGGAGGACCGAGUCUACAUGGUGCUCUGGUUCCGGAAGAGCGGCGGGAAACCUAUUUAUAGUUUCGACGUCCGCGGGCGGUCGUUCAACAAGGCUCUGCAGUGGUCCGACCCUGGAGCGUUUGGUCCGCGCGCGUACUUCGCUACCGUGGCGCGGCCGGCGUCGCUCACCCUCAACUCAGUCCAACUCGACGACGAGGGAACCUAUCGAUGUAGAGUUGACUUCAAAAACUCACCGACACGAAAUUUUCAGAUACGACUCACUGUCAUUGUACCACCACAUCAGAUGCUGCUAUACGACAAGUCUGGCGCCGACGUGUCUGGCGUGGUCGGCCCUUUAGAGGAAGGGGCCGGGCUGGUCCUCAUCUGUGAAGUCAGAGGCGGUCGCCCGGAGCCAGUAGUGACGUGGCACAUCAACAACGCUCCAGCGCCGCAGUACAUCGGGGUGAAGACCGACACCCACGUGGUGGUGAACCGGCUGGAGGUGGCGGCGGUGAAGAGGGAGGAUCUGAACACCACGUUCAAGUGUCGAGCUGCGAAUACGAACCUGGUGCCGCCGCAGGAGAAGACUGUGCGGCUUGAGAUGAACUUGGCCCCCCUCUCCGUGUCGCUGGUGUCGCGGCCGCAGCAGUUCGUGGCGGGCGCGGCGGCCACCCUGCGCUGCGUGGCCGACGGCAGUAGACCACCAGCCGUGAUCUCCUGGUUCAAGGACAGCAGACCUUUCGCUAAGGAAAAAGUGAGCGACCGUUCCAACGAGACGUGGUCGAUCAGUUCCCUCAUCCUGGCUCCGGCGCCGGCGGACCACGAGGCGGUGGUGAAGUGCGUGGCCACCAACCCGCGUCUGCCCGCGCGCGCCAUCGACGACCAGCUCACGCUCAAUGUCGUCUACGCCCCGAUAGUGACUCUGACUCUAGGCAGCACGUUGAACCCUCACGACAUCAAGGAAGGCGACGACGUGUAUUUCGAAUGCAUCGUGCGAGCCAACCCCCGGGAGCACCGGAUAUCGUGGUACCAUAAUGACAAACACGUGACCCAAAACAUGACCUCAGGCAUCAUAGUGAGCACCCGCUCUCUAGUACUACAGCGGGUGACGCGCGGGGAGGCGGGGGGGUACGCGUGCAAGGCGGCCAAUGCGCGCGGAGAGACGUCCAGCGACGUCGUGCGGCUGAGGGUGCAGUACGCGCCAGUAUGCGCGGGUGCAACCCCGCUAGUAGUGGGCACGGCGCUGGACGAGGCCCUGCGCGUGCGCUGCUCCGUGCUCGCCGACCCCGCCGACGUCACCUUCCUGUGGCAGUUCAACAACAGCGGCGAGAGUUUCGACGUAUCGCCGGCACGAUACGGAACAGUGAACGGCAGCGUGAGCGAGCUGCGCUACACGCCGGCCAGCGAGCGGGACUACGGCGCGCUCAGCUGCCGCGGGACCAACGCCGUGGGGCGGCAGGCCCAGCCCUGCGUCUUCCAGAUUGUUCCAGCCGCUCGUCCGUCCCCGCCGCGCAACUGCACGGUGUCAGCCGGGAACGACUCCAACUGGAUCGAGGAUGCCUACCCCCGGGAGGAGGUGGGAGACACGCUGGUGGUGCGCUGCGUGGUCGGCUACGACGGCGGCCUGCCUCAGCUGGUGGUGCUGGAGGCGCUGGACUCCAGGAGCGGUGUGGUCAAGUUUAACGUCACUGCUAAUGAAACUGAUGGAGUGGCUCAAUUUCUCGUACCAGCGAUGGCGUUGUGGUCCAGCGGUAGCACCCUGCGCCUGACGGUCCACUCGACCAAUGACAAGGGCUCAUCUGACAAGAUCACUCUGCACGCCCUGGCGUAUCAGGAUCCUGAACCAAGAACAGAUGGUGAGAGUGGCGUAGCAGGCAUCUCAAAGGCAGCGUUCUGGGCGAUUAUGCUGUCAGCUGUGACCAUCAUCUGCACGUCUAUAGGCGUAGUCCUAGUGCUGCGCAGGAGAAGAGCCCGGCCGCCUGCGAAGACGCAACCUCCAGAGUUGCAGCUGAAUGCUGGGGACAGCCAAUAUGUGGUCGCGUUUACACUGAAGCCACCGCGGCAUGCGCAGCCCGAUAUACUGAACCCACCACCAGAUGGAGAUCCGCUGGGAGCGUCAUGUCACGAGGGGUCAGUGGGGGGCGCGGCGCUGGACGCACCCGGCUGGGGCGGCAUGGACGCGCCCUCUGAGGCCUUAGCGCCCCACUCACUAGCUUUAGGAAUAGAGGAGCAGCGAGGUCUUUUAUCCCCCCCUCGACCGGCAGCCAGUAAGCAGCCGAUAGUGACAGGUACCUCCACGCUGGGCAGGCGGGGACACCUCAUAGCCGAAGAUAUACCUGGACCAGAGAGUUGUGUAUAGAACUAUAGAAAUGUAUAUUUAAUUGAAACCCCUUAGAACGUCUGGUGUUCAGGGAUAACUCUGAUUUAAUCUGUAUCUGUGCUUUGUUUGUUUAGUAAAAUGAAUCCUGCGUAUGGUAAUAAUAAACCUAAAUCAAUUGUGUAAUUAUAAUUUAAUAAAGAUAGGAGCGUCAGGUGAUCUUGCAUUAUAAUUAUGUACCUCAGAGGUAGACAAUAAUAUAAGUACUUUUACUUUUAUGAGAUUGCGUAAAUGAGCUUUGUCACAUAAGUGUAAAAAAAAGAUCUCUCAAAAAGUGGACAUAACUACCAUUACUGUCUGUGUUUAUCACUAAUAGAGAUAAUCAUAUUUAAAUAUUUAUUAUUAAAUUAACAGUUUUUAAUCAGAGUUAUUCCUAUUCUGCUCCAAAUGGUAGGAAAUUAGAUUUUUUGUAAAUAUUUUACUGACUGUGACAUUGUGAUAAAUCUUUACUGUAAAUAUAAAAAGACAAAAGAAGUCCAUUUCAAAAGGAAAUAAAAGGAAAAACAGAA
Molecule: messenger RNA, 3969 nt
Organism: Plutella xylostella (diamondback moth)
Lineage: Eukaryota; Metazoa; Arthropoda; Insecta; Lepidoptera; Plutellidae
Source: RefSeq, a predicted model, not a curated record